This is a messenger RNA of Mercenaria mercenaria, 2136 nucleotides long. RefSeq names its product cytochrome P450 4F1-like. Bases 503 to 2047 code for a protein of 514 amino acids. Lineage: Eukaryota; Metazoa; Mollusca; Bivalvia; Venerida; Veneridae. The transcript has 11 exons. The record is from RefSeq and is a predicted model, not a curated record. Gene Ontology annotation, molecular function: heme binding; iron ion binding; monooxygenase activity.
GUAUUUUAAUGCCAGCUUUAUUAAGCGUACAACUGUAAGUGAUAUUUUGCUACUUUUGCCUGCAUGAAUCUUCUUACAGAUCUUUACAGUUCAACAUCGCAAAAGAAAUGAAUUUUUGGUAAAUAUCUUAACUUUUUUUCUCUUAUCGGCGCAGACGGUACCGCAUGCACAGUUUAGUACCCGUGAUACAGCCAGCAGUGAUGAAGCUACUUGAACGCCACACCGAAAAAUAAGAUUUAUUUAUCAAUACUAUAUGUAACCAGAUAACAAUCUGUAGGUGUGGCGUAAACGACUUCUCCAUUUUUCUGUUGCCUUUGGAGGGAAGAAACAUAAUGUGUAAAAUUAUCAAAAAAAAAAAAAAAAACAUGUUCAAGUUUUGUGAAACAGUCGUAAUAUAUAUUUAUUGUUAAACUGGGCCCGCAUAAAACUUUUCGCCGACUACACAAUUGGUAGGAGUGUUUAGAGAUUACAGCGUUGAUCUAUAAUGCAGUGUUGAUCCAUAAUGGAAGUGUUUCCUAGAUUUUCCUUGAUUUUACAAACAAUUCUACCAAUAUUAGGAAUUUUUAUUUUCUACCAUAUUGUUUCGUUCAUUGUCCGUUUACGGCACCUUAAACAGCGUUUCAAGGGGGCAAAAGGACCGGAAAAAUGUCAUUGGUUAUUUGGCAGCCUCGUUCAUUUCCCAGCUGACCCUCAUGAAUUAACGAUGUUUCUUCUCGACAUGGCUAACAACUAUGGAAGUGAACAGGGAUAUGUUUUCUUCUGGGGCAUGUUGAAGAAACCAAUCGUAAUGCCGUGUAGUCCAAAAGUGAUGGCGAAUAUAUGUAAAAGCAAUGAACCCAAAGCAAAAGGAUUUGGGGGUCCUUAUCAGCUUUUACAACCGUGGCUCGGAGAAGGUUUACUUACGGCCAAUGGCGAAAAAUGGGCGCGAAACAGACGUCUGCUAACUCCCGCUUUCCACUUCGAGAUACUAAAACCCUACACCAAAGUGUUUAACCAGUCUGCUGAUAUAUUUGUGAAAAAGAUAUCAGCAAAAGCAGAAGUUGGUGAAAGGUUCGACGUGUUCCAGAACGUGUGUUUGUGUACGCUAGAGAUAAUACUAAAGUGUGCAUUUUCAUACAAGGAAGAUGUGCAGAAUGCUGGCGAUUCUAAUCCAUAUGUGAAAACAGUUAAUAGAAUCACAGAUGCUGUCACAUAUAGAAUUCUAAAUCCAAUUAUGUAUUAUGACACCAUCUGGAAUAUGAGUUCAGUUGGGCGACAGUUCAAGAAAGAUUGUGAAUAUGUACACUCAGUUGCAGAGGAAAUCAUAGACAAGCGGAGAGAUGCACUGGAAGAGACAGGAGGAAGUUCCAAGAGCAGUCGGUAUGUUGACUUUCUGGAUAUCCUUCUAACAGCGUGUGACGAGGAAGGUCGGGGUCUUACAAGAAUGGAAAUCCGGAAUGAGGUUGACACGUUCCUAUUUGAAGGUCAUGACACAACAGCUAGUGCCAUAUCAUGGAUCAUGUAUUCUCUGGCGGAAAAUCCCGAAUGUCAACAAAAAUGUCAGACGGAGAUUGACGAGAUACUUGGCGACAAGGAGACUGAUGAUUUGGAAUGGUCUGACUUGAACCAGUUAGAUUACGUAACAAUGUGUAUCAAAGAAGGAAUGCGCUUACAUUCUCCGGUCGCUAGUAUAAUGCGUGAAACAACGCAAGAUUAUGAUCUUGGCGAUAGAAUUGCCCCAGAAGGAACCAUGGUCAUUAUGAAUAUAUGGAUGUACCAUCAUAUGGAGAAAAUAUGGGGACCAGACCACAUGGAGUUUAAACCAGAACGAUUUUCUAAAGAAAAUAUCGAUAAGAUGGACCAUUUCCAGUAUGUGCCGUUUUCAGCUGGACCUAGGAACUGUAUCGGACAGAACUUUGCAAUGAACGAAGAAAAGAUUGUACUGUCAAAGUUGCUGAGAAAUUUUACAUUUAGACUGGAUCCUGACCAUAAAGUUAAGAGGAACAUUUCAGCCGUUAUGAGAACGAAAGAUGGAAUGUACAUGUUCGCUGAGAAACGGAAACACUGAAGACGACGGUGUUUACGUGUGAAUGACACAUAAAGAAAAAUAUAUGUUCAAUCUUUUAGUUAACUGGAUAAAUAAAAAUAAAAAUAUCA